CGUCCGGGCAGCGCAAUGGCGGAGGGCCAGCCGGGAGGCGCACGCGUUGCCACCAUGCUGCCCCUGUGCUCUGAGCAGGCCCUGAGCCAGCUGCUGGCUCAGAAGGAGGAGGAGUGGCGAGCACUGCAGGCUCAUCGCGCCCAGCUGCAGGAGGCAGCGCUGCAGGACAUGCAGGGCCAUCUGGAAGAGACUCAGGGCAACCUGCGGCGCCUGCAGGAGGACUUUGUAUACAACUUGCAGGUGCUGGAGGAGCGGGACAGCGAGCUGGAGCGCUAUGAUGCGGCAUUUGCCCAGGCCAGGGUGCGAGAAGAGGCCAGGCAGGCGGAGGUGAGUGAGCUCAAGAUAGAAGUGGCCAAACUGAAGCAAGCCCUCACCAGAGAGGCCAGGCGUGUGGAGGAGUUGCAACAGCAGCAGCAGCUGAAGUUGCAGGAAUAUCGCCUGGAGCUGGAACGUGUACACAGUGACAAGAACGAUGAGAUCUGCCUUCAGCGGGAGCAGUAUGAGAAUCUGAAGUGGAAACUGGAGAGAAAACUGAAAGAAGUCGAUGGUGAGCUUGCUGUGCAGAGACAGGAGCUGCUGCUGGAGUUUGAAUCUGAAAUGCAGAGGAGAGAGCAUGAGUUUCGGCUGAAGGCUGAUGACAUGAGCAAUGUGGUCUUGUCCCACGAGCUCAAGGUUAAGCUUCUGAACAAGGAGCUGGCAGCUCUGAAAGAAGCUGGAGCCCAGGCAGCAGAGAGUCUGCAGAGGGCGGAGACAGAGAACGCAGAGUUAGAGAGGAAGCUACAGGGCAGCGCCUGGGAACUCCGGGACCUGGAAGCUGUGAAGGAUGCCCGGAUAAAGGACUUAGAGGAUAAGCUCCACUCCAUGCAGCUGACCAGGAAAAGAGAUGAGGAGACUUUUCAGAGGAAGCAUGAAGAGCUUGACCGUCUAGCCAGGGAGAGGGACACAGUUCUGGCAGCAGUAAAAAGCACCCACAGGGAACAGCUACAGGCACUGGAGGCCAGGGUGUUGGAGAUGCAGACCCACUGUAAGACACUUGAAGGGCAGCUUCGCAGGGCUGAAUGGACACGAGCCGAUGCCAUCAAGGAGAAGGAUGCCAUCAUUGACAAGCUCCGUGAAGAUGCGUCAGCUCUAAAAACUAGCUGGGAAGCCCAGAUCACUCAGAUGUCCAAGGAGACUGUCUCCAAAGACCUUCAGGUUCAGAUGCUACAGGAAGAGGAGGCAAAGCUCAAGGCACAAGUGGCAAGGUUCCAGCAGGAUAUAGACAGGUAUAAACAGCAACUGUCCCUGGCAGUGGAAAGAGAACGGAGCCUGGAACGUGACCAGGUACAGCUGGGCCUGGACUGGCAGCGCCGUUGUGAUGAUAUUGAACGAGAUCAGAUUCAGAAGUCAGAGGCUUUGAUCCAGAGCCUGACCAAUGCCAGGGCCCAGGUUUCUGCUAAGCUUAUGGAGACUGAGCGAGCACUGCAUGAGCAGGAGGUAGUGCUGAAGACUGUGGCUUUGGAGCGAGAUCAGGCUGUGGAAACAUUGCGGAUGCAUGGGCUCCUCCCUGGACAGGAGGCACAGGUACUCCCACAGCAGCAUGAAGGAGAAAUGAGUAAGAAUUUUCCAUCCAUUGAGAUCCAGCAGCUACAGGAGCAGAACACAAGUCUGCGAAAAGCUGUCUCACAGAUGAGGAGAGAGAUGGAAAUGCUGAGUGGUCUCCUUCCUCCCACGCAGUCAGGAGAGUGCUCAAAUGUGAACCUUGAUCCCAAGGCUGGAGGAGAUGCAGCCCCUCCUGAUUACGUGCUGGCUCUGGAAGCAGAAGUGCAAAACCUAAAGUAUAAACUUAAAGCCCUAGAAGAACAGCUAGAAGGCAUGGCAGAGCCCUUGAAGACGUCCUCGGCCCCUGCUGAUUUGCACCCUACUGCCCACAGCUCUACGGAGCCAUUUGGAGGAGCUACCCUGAAGGGCCAGCCAUCCACUGCAUUGGCACUCAGGAAGCUCGGAGACAGAGUACAACUCUUGAACUUGCUGGUGACACAACUUAAAAAGAAGGUGCAGCAGGAGCCCAUGGAGCUGGAUGUUAUGCAGCGCGAGCUACCUCAUAAGGUGGACCAGGUACACAUGGAGGUUUUGGAGCUGCAGAAGCAGGUGGCUGAGCUAAGGAAGCAUCUCAAGAGAGUCAGCUGUGGAGGAGGGGAGCCUUUGGAGAAGCAGCAGCUCAGCAGAGAGGUCAAUGGGAGACCUGCUGGUGCUGGAGACCAGGCAGAGUUCUCCAGUUGCCCCCAGCCAGGGGCACAGCCUCCACAGGCCUUAUCUGUGCCCCACCUACAGAGGAAACUACAGGAAGCAGCCAGGAAAAUCCUUAGACUCCACCUGGAGAGGGAGCAGCUGCUUGAGAUGGGGAACCGGCUGCGUGCCCAGCUGGCCCACCCUACAGGGAGACCACCUCUUCGUCCAGUCCCUCCCAUGCCCGAGGCCCAGGAUCACCAUGAAGUGUCUGCAGUGUCUUUGGAAUGUGGUCCACCCUUGGGACAGUUGCAGCCUCACUUUAUAACUCAGGACCUCAAGCACAUCAAGAGAAAAAGUGCUUCUGAAUAUACGGGAAAGAAGCAAGCGCACUUGGCCCAGGUGGUCAUGAAAAAUGACACCCCACGAGGCUACAAAGCAGUCUUGGCGUCUGGACACACUCAGAGACAGCACAGAAUCCCCAAAGGGACGUGUAAGUCAACACAUCAGAAAGAAAACAGAUCUCCAGAGCCAUCCCAGGCUCCAGAAGUCCCUGAAGAAAGUGACCACCACACCUACAGAUCAUCCUCAUUGGCCAGCAGUUCCCUCCAAGAUACCUGGAGGCUGCUAGACCUGGGGUCCAGCCUUUCAGGCCUUCACUCCCAGGAUGACUCCACCCCAGAGUUCCAAGCACCUCCAGCAACCAGCUGUCUCCAGGAAGCUGACCCAAGUACUGUCACCACAAAGGGGACCUUUGUUAUCAGAGGGAUAAAGAUGGAAGCUCAGCUAAAGGCCACACCCACCAGACUGACCAAGUUGCACCCUGUAAAACCUACAAGCUGCCGGUGGCCCUCUAGGAUUCGCAACUACAAUCUCAAGGACUGACUCCUUCAGCCCCUUGCAGGGGUCCCCAUGUAGUCCCUACCUGGAUGUUUUGGACUUGUGCGUGUACAGGUCAAGUGUGGGGCCACAUGUGGCAUUCUGGUGGGCUGUGAGUGCAAGACAGGCUCCCAAAUGACAGUGCCUAAACCCUCAGGCACUUCCUCCCCUACCUGCUUGGCCUGCAGAGUUGUUUGUCUUGUCCAACUUGGGACAUGAGGUAUCAGUGUACAUGCCAGCACCUGGCCUCUUCCACUUGCUUGUGUCACAACUCAGCCACCUGUGCACUGACCAUGUCACCAACAGUGACCUUCCCCAGAGCCUGGUGGGGAGGACAGUACCCACCUUCAAAGCAGGCCUGUCCCCAGACAAUACUAUAUGUCAAAGAUCUUCCCAGGAGUGGGAACUGCAGUUCCCAGUAAGCCUGGUCAAGACUUUGUCACCCCAAGUGCCACACACACACACACACACACACUCACCUACAAAAAUUGCAUUGUGAGAAUCAUCCAGGUUUAUCUCAACAUUGGUCCAGACAUACUGUAUGGCCACCACCAUCCACCAUAGCUGUGACCACAGGAAGUGUCUUGAAGGUUGGUGUCAACAUGGCCAUGCCCUCCCCACAGCAGAAUGCCAGAUGGCUACACCCUUGGUCUUGCGGGUGUUUCCCUAGCCAGGCUCACAGCAUCCCGGGUAGGACCAUAGGUAGUGUUCGUGGCAUUUGUGAGGAAGCUCCCAGCCCAGCCUUGCUGUAUGACCUUGGCUAGUCAUAUGACUUCUGCAGCUUUAGUGAUACUUGUCUGCCUGGCUCACAAACAUCACAGGAAAGCCCACACUCAGCAGUGUGGUCGAGGACACUGCCCGAGGAGCUGAGGCCUAGGUCAGGGGGACUUGAUCACUUCUGCUCACCCUAUGGUUUGUAGUAGGCUUCAUCUCUCCAGGUGUAUGCAAUAGCUGUGGAGAAUGUCCUUAUCAUAGCCGGCUUAAGCACCCUGUGUUUCUAGGAGCCACAGAGGCAAUGGCAGGCCAUUCUGAUGCUCCAAGAAACAGCAAAGUACUGCUCUCCCCCUUUCCAAGAUGCUGAGUAGUGCCUAUGGCCCUGUAACUCCUGUGAAUGAAAAGAUAAGUGAAGAUGCCUGCCUUUAGAGGUGAGGGUAGCCACAGCAGCAUUCUUACUCUGUAUCCAGAAAGCCGAUCCUGAAUCACAGCCCCAUCACCUGAGUCUGACAGGCUGUAGAGGCCAGAGAGAGAUCUACUGACCACUGAUGGCUGAACAGCAGCAUAAAUGAGAAGUUAUGAGUGGGGCGUGGUGGCACACACCUUUUUUUUUUAAUAUUUAUUUAUUUAUUGAGAGAGCGAGAGAGA
Molecule: messenger RNA, 4449 nt
Organism: Jaculus jaculus (lesser Egyptian jerboa)
Lineage: Eukaryota; Metazoa; Chordata; Mammalia; Rodentia; Dipodidae
Gene: Ccdc57
Product: coiled-coil domain containing 57
Exons: 19
Coding region: 16-3093 (1025 amino acids)
Source: RefSeq, a predicted model, not a curated record